AUACGUACUGUGAUAUUUUAGUAGGUUCACCGAUUGAAAAGAAAUGAUGGAAGGCACGGCGCGAAAGAAAAUUCGGAAAGAAAAACCUGGUGUGUCCAAAAACGAUGGCGCAGCACAAAGUUAUGAUAGAAAUACAUUGGAUUCGAAUGUCUAUCUAACCUACGACAUUCUAAGAAUUAUCUUUCAAUAUUUAAAGGCCAAGGACUUGGGAAGUGCCGCGAUGGUUUGCAGGUCCUGGUCAGAAGCUGCAAAUAAUGAGAAAUGGACAAGAGGUCCUUGUUGUUUGCUAGGGCGUAAUGUCAAUGAUAUAAGAAUUAAACCAUCGGCAGGAUUCUUUUUUAUUCCUUGUGAAACGCCACUUGAUACAGAAGUAAUCAAGAUGAUGAAUAUGUAUAGGGAUUGGCUACCUUACCAUUGCAAGACUAUAAAGUUUUAUAGUGAUAGUACUAUUAUGAAUAAUUACGAAAUGGAGUGUAAUCCACGUAUGGUGUGUGCGUUUUUACCACAAAUCCCGAACGUGGAAAUAAAAUUGUUUGAAUACUCGACCAGUUUACAAGCACUUGCAAAAGCUGCUAAUCCUCAGAAGAUAAUUAGUACAAUUGUUGAGCAUGAAACAUCUAUAUCAAAUCACGAGACAUCUACAUGUUUUAUGUUAUUCUGUAAUCGCAGCGGUAAACACCUAGCAAAACAUUGGGCCUCAGCCGUGGCCGUGCAACAAAGGAAAGAAGAUAAAAUUGUUUCUGUAUGGGGUGGUAUAGUGGAAGAUCUUUACAUGCAACGUACAUGUGAAACGAUAGAGUUUAAUAAUUUCACACAUGUGCCAUAUUGUGUUGCUGUCCUGAUUACUGGUCCUAUACAGACGUGGUCCACGAUUUUGGACAAGGAAUGCAACACAAAGGAGCAGGCCGAAGCGAAAUUAAAGUUAUUUAGAGAUGAAGUGAAGUUAAAGAAACAUUCCAUAGGAUUUAUGUUUGCGUGCAGAGGUCGCGGAAGUACAAUGUACAAUGAAUCUAAUGUGGAAUCAACGAUAUUCAAAAGAUUAUUCCCCAAGGUACCCUUAGCAGGUUGCUUUGGCUAUGGCGAAUUUGGAAAAAAUACUAUCGUUGAUGAAGUAAACGAAGAAAAAAAUGACAAAGAGGAACGUAAAAAACGUAAAAAAUCUAAAUCUUGGUAUAAUGAAUUCUCUACUGUGUUUUUGAUAAUUACGUAUGGUUGACGUUUUGAAAGAAGAUAUAUAUGAGUGCUGUGUGCUACGAAUGUAAUUUAUCAUUCGUGCCGUGCUAGUUUUAGGUCUUGUAUUCACUCAUCUUUUUCUUUGUUAACAAGACGUGAAAGCACGUGCCUCGACAUUCACAGAACAAAAACAUACAGCGAACAUAGUAGCAAUAAAUCCGAGUACACAAAUUGUACAUUGUACCUUGUUCUUAAAUGUAAUCUGCGAACGCGCGUUUUGUACGAGUCCUAAAAUGAUGUUAUCGAAGAAUAAGAAAACAAGUUAUAAUUUAUGACAAAUAUAUUACGUUCGUACUA
Messenger RNA from Temnothorax curvispinosus, 1530 nucleotides. Its product is annotated as F-box only protein 22-like. Bases 44 to 1216 code for a protein of 390 amino acids. The transcript has 5 exons. Gene Ontology annotation, biological process: positive regulation of proteasomal ubiquitin-dependent protein catabolic process; protein polyubiquitination. Lineage: Eukaryota; Metazoa; Arthropoda; Insecta; Hymenoptera; Formicidae. The record is from RefSeq and is a predicted model, not a curated record. Gene Ontology annotation, molecular function: protein binding.